UUGCUCCCCAGGGAAGGAGUGUGGGCGGGCUCAUGCCACAGGGCAGUGCUGCAGGGGCAGCACAGAGUUGUGGUUCCCACAGGCUCUUGGGCAGGAGCCAGCGCUGAGCUCAGAGUUUCCAUGCAGAGCAGCUUGUUCACAUGCCAGAGGGUGAGGGAGCACAGCUCCAGCCCCGAGGGUCCUGCUCUAGGGCAAGGCUGUGGGACCACAGGGGUUCUAGAGAGCCACCACUGCCUUGCCCCACACUGGGACCCACAUCUCCCACCCAGAGGACCUGGCUACGAGGUGGAAGGGCAGGAGCAGCCCCCUCCCUACAGGGGAAAGAUGACACUUGUCUCUGUGUCUCUCUCUGAAGAGGCUGUGCCAGCCUGCUGGGCAUCACAGUUCCCUGGGGACCAGCUGGGGUGGAGCACAGCACGGGGGAUGAGGCGGGGUACAGGCCCCAGCCAGGGUGGGUGGGACCAUGGGACCAAGACACAGCUCAGAGCUGUCACAUACCCGCAGCACAGCACUGCGCCACAGGGCAGCCGAGACCCCUGGAGAGCCAGCGACACCCUGACCCUGCCCUGUUUUCACGGGGUGUAAUGGCACCAGGCAGAAGGGAUGCGUGCCGUGGGCGGGGGGCAGUGGGAACGUGUGCCACAGCCCAGGCUGCCUUCUGCAAGGCCACGGCCGGACACCGGCAGCUGGUGCUGCAGCUUGGGGGGAGCAGCGACAGCCCUCGGCUGCGCGAGGAGCGACGCAGGAGGAGCGCAGAGGCCUGUGAGCUCAGCACGGGGCUGCGGCAGGUGCUGCUGGCGGGGCUGCGGCGGGCCCCAGCGAGCCCUCUGGAGCGGCAGGAGCUGGAACGGCUGUGGGUGCUCUUCCUCUCUGCCCUGGAGCUCUUCCUGCAGGACCUGUACAGAGCCCAGCACCUCUGCCAGCUCUUCUCCACGCAAGGGGGUGGUGUUGCGCCACUGCGCACUGGGCUGGGGGGCUGGGUGCUGCCCAGCUGGCGAGGAGGGGGUCCCACGCAGUCCCCGACAGCCCAGUGCUUGGAGGAGGAGAUUGAGCAGGUGAGGACCACGUUGGCAGAGAUGGAGAGUGGAGCCAACGUUCCACCAUGGACAGUGGAAGCCACGGAGACCACACAGCCAGCAGGGACAGAUGGCACCAUAGCGAGAGCAGCUUGGGGAGGCUGCUGUGGGGUGCUGUGAGCUAGAGGGGGCAGGAGGUAGCAGCAGAGGUGGCACCCCUGUCACAGAGCAGGGGGACAGAGCCCCUGUGUACCCCUACAGUCCUCAACCCCUGCCUUUGCAGUUGAUGGUGGGGGCUGCUUCCACCCUGAGGAGGGAAUGGGACCACUCCAGGCCCCCAAAUAUUGAUAAAGCCCCUGUUAUUCCACAGGGGUCAGUGUGCCUUCCACCCUCCCUGCCCACACUCGCAGAGGGGCCUCUGGGCACGUGAGGUGUGCCAGGCUGCCACAGAAUCCCCUGCAGAACUUAUAAACGUGCAUUUAUUUAUACAUUAA
This is a messenger RNA of Corvus hawaiiensis (hawaiian crow), 1510 nucleotides long. RefSeq names its product regulator of G-protein signaling 9-binding protein-like. Gene Ontology annotation, cellular component: neuron projection. Gene Ontology annotation, biological process: G protein-coupled receptor signaling pathway. The record is from RefSeq and is a predicted model, not a curated record. The transcript is spliced from 2 exons. Lineage: Eukaryota; Metazoa; Chordata; Aves; Passeriformes; Corvidae. Bases 585 to 1196 code for a protein of 203 amino acids.